Molecule: messenger RNA, 1515 nt
Organism: Diospyros lotus (date-plum)
Lineage: Eukaryota; Viridiplantae; Streptophyta; Magnoliopsida; Ericales; Ebenaceae
Exons: 1
Coding region: 263-1177 (304 amino acids)
Source: RefSeq, a predicted model, not a curated record
GUAGCAACGGGGAAGGAAGGAGGAUUGAGGAAUGAAGGAAGCAGAGCAGCUGCGUUUCCUCCUCAUUGACUUGCCCUUCACAACAACCAUCUGAAGAAGAUUGAAGAAGACCACCGCCACCGCCACCGCCACCGCCACCGCCGCGCAUCCAUCGAUCGCUCUCUCUAGAACCUAGAAUCUCUUCCGAUCCGAAAGGGCCUUCUUGCCGCCGGGGGUUCUGUUUCUGUUUCUGCUUCUGCUUCUGCCAAACAUUGUCACAAUAAUGGCUGCCCUAAUCUACCACAUUUUCUCCUCGUCGGCGCUCAUGUCGCUCGGCUUCUACCACCUGAUCUGCGCUACGAGGGACCACCUCAAGUCGCCGCGCGACUACUUCGCCAAACCCUACCAUCCACUCUCCUUCUCCUCGUCGCAGCGCCUCAGGCAUCUCCAGUUGUAUCUGUUAAUCGUUUGCCUUGUCAUCGCCUUUGUGCACCAAACCAUAGUCUCGGCGGAUUCCGAUCCGCUUCUCAAGGGCCGGACGCCGGUCCACCUCUUCACCUCUCUCCAGGCCGCCGGCGUCAUCUUCCUCUUCCUCCUACUCUCCAUCGCUCUCCUCGUCUCCGAGACGACCACUUCUCUUCUCCCUGUCCCGCCGGAUCUCUUCUUCGGACUCGCUGCCGGCGUCUUCUUCCUCCAGUACUCCGUUUCAUCUUCCGCCUCCUCCGUCCAGACCUCAGAUCUCCAGGCGAAGUGCGACUCCGUCUCCGGCCGCAUCUCCGCCCUCUCCGCCGCCCUCUGCCUCGUCCUAGCCUGCCAUCCGAGGCUGUUCGUGGCGGACGUCGGCAUCGGGGCUUCCGUCUUCCUUCAGGGCCUCUGGGCGCUGCAGACGGGGCUCUCCCUCCAGGUCGACGCCUUCAUUCCCGAAGGCUGCCACAAGCUGCUGGACGUUGUCUCCGGAGUGGAGGGCUCCACCAAGUGCGAUUUGGAGGAUUCCAAGCUUCGGGCCGUCGCAAUUCUCGAUCUGGUUUUCGUGGUCCACGUCAUGUUCGUGAUCUUCAUCGUCCUCAUCGCCUAUGCUGCUGUUUCCAGGUCCAUCGGAGUCAGGAGGUUCGGUUCUUACGAGGCCUUGCCGACGGGGACUUCCGACCACCCCUCCAACCACAUACAGAUGAAGGCUAUGACCGGCACCCAGGCCUGACUCUCUGCUUCUCUUUUCCCUCUCUGUUCAGUUUGAUAGCUCUUGGAAUCUUUUACAGCCUCCUCUUUCCUGCAUCGUUACUCGGAAGGUUUUUGUGGUAUUGCUUUGUUAUGCAGAAAAUUUUGUGGUAAUGAUUUGAAGAAGCUGUUGUCUCCAUUUUUUGUUAAUGACUUUAGCAUUGUUUGUAGCCCCUUUGAGUCUUCGAGGGUUUUUGCCCUCUAGUGUACACAGAACAAAUUAGUCCUUUUAUUGGUUGAUGAACUUGAUCAUCUGUCAGACAACAUUUUUCUCCUUAGUCUGAUAAAUAGAAGUAAUCUCCUGUCUCAGUUUGACCUUUA